AUGUCUCAAAUUGAGAAGCUUCUUUCUGUAAAAGGAAAACCAAUGAUUCAUCACGAAGGUUAUAUAUACACUGUAGAACGUACAACAUCGACGAAAUUGAUUUUUCGUUGUCAGACUCGGGAUUGUAAAGCUCGAUGUCAUACCAAUUUAUCUAUGGACAUAUUUCUCUCACAACCAACAGCCCACUGCCAUGCUCCUCAACCUGAUCGUGUACCUGUUAUCCAAUUAAAAAAUGAAAUAAAAGCUCGUGCCGUAACAACAGAUGAAUCAACCAGCACCAUUAUUCAUUCUGUUUUGCGUACGUAUCCAUUGAGUGCCGCUGGUGAACUUCCGAAAAAUGAAGCACUUAUGCUAAUGAUUCGACGACAGCGUACUGGUGAAACGGUCGAUGUCGAUGGUCGUUUACCAGAAAAAUUAAGAAAAACGUAUCGCGAUGAAGACUUCAUCUUAUACGAAGAUAAAAAUUUAAUUAUCUUUACAACACAAACAAAUUUAUCUAUCUUGAAGCAAAAUAAACAUUGGUUCGCUGAUGGAACAUUCAAAGUAAGUUACUAA
Molecule: messenger RNA, 555 nt
Organism: Rotaria sp. Silwood2
Lineage: Eukaryota; Metazoa; Rotifera; Eurotatoria; Philodinida; Philodinidae
Source: the annotation of a GenBank genome assembly